This is a messenger RNA of Colletotrichum karsti, 1557 nucleotides long. Its product is annotated as tannase and feruloyl esterase. The transcript has a single exon. The coding region runs from base 1 to 1557 and encodes 518 amino acids. Lineage: Eukaryota; Fungi; Ascomycota; Sordariomycetes; Glomerellales; Glomerellaceae. The record is from RefSeq and is a predicted model, not a curated record.
AUGAGAGUUUCUCAUCCAUUAGCUCUGCAAGGCUUCUCCUCUUUUGGAGCUGUCCACGGCUUGACUGCCGAAGACUGCAGCUCCUUGGCAAGCCGUCUAAACCUCCCAGACUCGACAAUUCACGAAACAACCUUCAUAUCAGCUGGAACGAAUAUCUCGCUUCCGGACAAUCACCCAUCUUGCGCCAUUCCCUACCAAGUUUCUGAUGUCAACAUCUGUCGCGUCGUGUUUCUUACAACCACCGGGCCAACAAGCAAUAUUUCCCUCGAAGCUUGGCUGCCUCUCGAGUGGAGCGGGCGUUUCUUGGGCACAGGAAAUGGCGGUAUGAACGGUUGCAUCAAAUACGGGGACCUGAACUACGGCGCAACGCACCAAUUCGCGACUAUCGGCACCAAUAACGGCCACGACGGUAUCUCCGGCGCCCCGUUCCUGAACAACCCCGGCGUCAUCGAGGACUAUGUAUACCGCGCUGUCCAUCUUGAAGCCGAGCUCGGUAAAGCUAUUGCCGAAGAAUUCUACGGCAAGAAGCAUACCAAAUCUUACUACUUGGGCUGUUCCACCGGUGGAAGGCAGGGCUUCAAAGAAGCCCAGACGUUCCCCGAGGACUUUGACGGAAUCGUCGCUGGGGCGCCAGCCUUUGAUCUCAUUUCACUCAUGUACUGGACCGGCCAACUAUUCAUCAAGACUGGAUCGAAUGAGACUUCAAGGUUCCUCACGCCGGCUCAAUGGGAGCUGGUCAACGCGGAUAUCCUAAAGCAAUGCGACGGCUUGGAUGGUCUUGAAGAUGGUAUUCUCGAGGAUCCUAGCCUUUGUCAAUACCGGCCAGAGGGACUCAUCUGCUCCGAGGGACAAACAGACUGCUUGACCGGGGAACAAGCAGCGACGGUUCGAGCCAUCUUCUCCCCAGUUUACGGUCUGGAUGGGCAGUUCAUCUACCCAAGGCUUCAGCCAGGCUCAAAUGCCACCGAAAGACUCCUCAACGGACAACCUCAUCAGUACCCCAGUGAUUGGUGGCGAUAUGUCGUUUACAACGAUACUGAAUGGGACCCUGCGACUCUCGGCCCUCAAGACUAUGCCGUUGCUUCGAAACAAAACCCGUGGAAUGUGGCAACUUGGGAAGGUGACUUGUCGGCAGCAAAGGAGCGUGGAGUUAAGAUCCUGCACUAUCACGGUCUACAGGACAACGCGAUCAGCAGUGAUAACUCUGAGCGGUACUACGACUAUGUCUCACGCACGAUGAGCCUUUCGUCAACAGAGCUCGACGAAUUCUAUCGGUAUUUCCGCAUCUCUGGCAUGGCUCAUUGCCGGGGUGGAACCGGUGCCAGUAUGAUCGGUGGCAACCCCGAAAGCUUUGCGUCUUACCACUCGGACGCCAAUGUUCUGGCUGCAAUUGUUCGAUGGGUUGAGGAAGGAGUUGCACCUGACUACAUACUCGGUAGCCGACUGACAGCAUCCGGGGAGGUUGACUUGCAGAGGAAGCAUUGCAAAUACCCAGCUCGUAAUGUCUUCACAGGCAAGGGAGACCCGGCCAACGCCGACAGCUGGCAAUGUGUAUGA